AUGUCGAUCCCCUUAUCAUCAGCAGCAACCCCGCGUGGCACCCCCAGUCUGAACGUUCCCGCAACGCAGAACACCGCGCCCGUCAUCAAAUUUCGAUGCCUCUUCACCCAUGAUGUCCGACGCAAAGCGAAGCGCUGGCACGAUGGCUUCCUCCGCUAUCACACAUUCAACAAGCGGGUCAUGGUCUACGAUACCACCGGCUAUUUCAUUGGAGAUUUGCACUGGCGACAGGACGACGGGAUUCAGGACGGUGACGAGCUGGAGCUGGACAAAGGCGUGCUGAUCCAAGUUUGCGAGCCGGUGGAGCAGACGCAGACAGACCUGUCGACGCUGUACAGCAAUAAGAAGAAGACGCAGGAGUCUCCGACGCAAGCAGCGGAACCGUCAGCUCCCUCAUUUCGUGCCUCUGCUCCCCUCCGGUCCUCGAUGUCCUCUCAACAACCGCGGUCCCUUAAUGAUGUCCUAGGCAUUCGGAAGACUCCUGCUGGCUUGUCUGUUUCGCCCUACGAGGAACGCCAACGACAGAAACAGAAGGAAGACAAUCGGCUAGCGUCUGAAAGAGCGGCGAAACGUCAAAAGACCACCCCGGCUGAAGUACCGACUGAGCAACAUCCAAGGCGCUCCGUCGCCAAUCCACCGGUUCUCGUCGAUUUGUCCGAUUCAUCCGGUGAGAACGCAGCAGAAAGACCACAGAAGCCAAACAAAAUCCCAGGAACCGUCGCCCUGCCGAAGAAGAAUCCUAUUUCAAAUGGGCCUGCUUUACCGGUAAUGAAGGAUCCAGCCGUUGACAAUGUUCAGCGCGACGUUGGGAAGCAUCAAAACUCGUCAAGCAACUCAAACAACGCCCCGUCUUCAGCAUCAAGAUCAUCCUCGGCGCACUCAUAUUCGGAGGCGCCAACGAAAACACUCCGCUUAUCCACAAGCCAGCCUCGUAAGAAGCUCAUGUAUCAGGCGUUGCUCCCUAAUCAGACACCUGGAAAAACAGCACGUACGGUGCCUUCGGGCGCUCAAGACAGGAAAAUCGUGCCAACACAGUCGAGAUCGCACGAGAGUGAACCUUUUCCGACUCCGGAUCCUACCUCGACUAAUAUGGACUUCAUACCGACUGAGUCCACCAUGUUCGUUCUUGAACAGGUGGCUGACAAGCCAGUGCUCGAUCAACCUCAAAUUCUCCAUAGAGAGCGGCUGGGGUGCCCUACAACACGAAGUACCGUGGAAGCUACGACGUCUACAGCCAAGGCGCAAACCUUACAACCAACAACGAGCAAUAGCCCUGGUCAACUGAGGGUGACUGGAUCAUCUUCAAUCGACCAAAGUGCCAGGACGCAAAACAUGCAUCCACCGAAAUCCGCGUCCAAAGGACUCCGCAAAACCCUGUCUGAUCCGACAGCGUUGACAACGAGCACCAGCGUGCAAUCACGGUCCCUGCUAUCGAGGGGAUCGGUCGACAAAUACCCAAUCGAGGAAAAUCCGCCGGAACAGGGGCCUUGGACGUCCGAGGCUCUCGAUCUCUUCGACUUUUGGCCGCCGGGACGGCCGAAACCCAGCUGA
Molecule: messenger RNA, 1551 nt
Organism: Aspergillus viridinutans
Lineage: Eukaryota; Fungi; Ascomycota; Eurotiomycetes; Eurotiales; Aspergillaceae
Product: DNA helicase ZGRF1-like domain-containing protein
Exons: 2
Coding region: 1-1551 (516 amino acids)
Biological process (GO): double-strand break repair
Cellular component (GO): site of double-strand break; nucleus
Source: RefSeq, a predicted model, not a curated record